Annulohypoxylon maeteangense is the source of this 923-nucleotide messenger RNA. Its product is annotated as P-loop containing nucleoside triphosphate hydrolase protein. Lineage: Eukaryota; Fungi; Ascomycota; Sordariomycetes; Xylariales; Hypoxylaceae. Bases 8 to 616 code for a protein of 202 amino acids. The record is from RefSeq and is a predicted model, not a curated record. The transcript has a single exon.
CACAAAAAUGACCCCCCCUCAGCCACCACCCCCAACCAAACACCUAAUCCAAAUGUCCGGCGCCCCGGGUUCAGGCAAAAGCACACUAUCCCGCCGUCUCCGCCCCUCCAUCUCCGGCAUAAUAAUCGACCACGACAUCCUGCGCACCAACCUCCUCUCCUCCCCUCACCUCCCCUUCGACAGCGCAGCCAAGCAAGCAUACCUGCUCCAAUGGGAUCUAGCCAGCGACAUCAUGUCGCACCAAGGGCUAAACGUAAUCGUCGACAGCACGUGCAACUACGACGAGGUAGUCGAGCGGGGGAGGGCGUUGGCGGCUGCGCACGGGUACGUGUAUUGGUACGUCGAGUGCAAGGUGCGCGAUGUCGCGGUGCUGGAUAAGCGGCUGCGCGCGCGCCCGGCGAUGGCGAGUCAGCGGGCCGCGGUCGAUUGUCCGCCUGUUGCUGCGCAGGGGAUUGGGGCUCGCGUGGGUGAGGAUGCGAGGGCGCUUUUUGAGAGGUGGAUUGAGAGUCCGUGUCGGCCUAGCGGUGACGAUGGACAUGUUAUUAUCCUUGAUUCUACGGGUAGUCCGGAGGCGCUUUGUGAGCAGGUCUUGAAGAAGAUGGGCUUGAGUACUUAGUUGAGUUAUGCUUGACUGGGCGGAGUUCCGGAUGGGUGGGUUAUAGCGAAAGGAGCAAGUUAGGCGUUAUGUUUUAUCAUUGAAAUUCGUCGCCUACGACGACUCCCUAUGAUCCAGAGGUAUUUACAAUGAAUGUAAAUUUUUAGAUAAAGUAAGAGCAUCCACAGCAACAAGAAAAUAACAGCGCGUGUAAAAUAAAGCUCUGGAGGUUUAGGUUAAGGUUGUUGAAUAAGGCUGUACGUUACUGACAGGCCCCCUAACCGAUACCCGGGAACUAAACAUUCAGCAUAUCAAUCUCACACAAAAA